Molecule: messenger RNA, 1401 nt
Organism: Plodia interpunctella (Indianmeal moth)
Lineage: Eukaryota; Metazoa; Arthropoda; Insecta; Lepidoptera; Pyralidae
Product: retinol dehydrogenase 13-like
Exons: 1
Coding region: 48-1025 (325 amino acids)
Source: RefSeq, a predicted model, not a curated record
UAAUUACUCCUUCAUUAGGAAACUAGAGUUCGAAAAGGCAAUACAGAAUGGCGCUGCUUUUAAUUAUUUAUAGUGUCAUUACGACCAUAUCUGUGUUAAUAUUAAUUAUCGGAUUGUAUCAGAAAAAUACGAAUACCAUUUGCCAAUCGAAAAGGAGAUUGGAUGGGAAGACAGUGCUUGUGACUGGGGGCACUUCUGGCAUGGGCUUGGAGGUGGCCACAGACUUCGCCCGUAGGGGAGCCAGGGUCAUUGUAGCAUGCCCUUUUCAAGAAGAGGGCAUUUCGGGCAAGGAAUCCAUCAUCUGGAAUUCCGGUAACAAAAAUGUUGUAUUCGAACACCUAGACUUAUCGAAAUACGACUCAGUGAAGAAGUUUGCAGCGAACAUUAUUGAAAACGAAACAAGAUUAGACAUAUUAGUGAACAAUGCUGGAGUUUCUAUCAGCAAAAUCACCAAGGACGGAUUCAACAUGAUCAUGCAGGUCAAUUACUUGGGAACAAUUCUUCUGACUUUCUUGCUGUUGCCGCUUUUGGAAAAAUCUGGCGAUGAGGAAGAGCCCAGCAGGAUAAUCAACACAGCGUCGGUGUCGCACAACGUGGGAAAAGUUGAUUUUGAUAGCUGGAAAACAAAAACUGGUAUCCCCUUCCAAUACUACGCUAAUAGUAAAUUAUGUCUUUCUUUAUUCACGCGUGAAUUGUCUAAAAGAUUAAAAGGCUCCAAAGUAGUUGUUAAUGCUAUAGAUCCCGGUGUUGUCGGUACGCGUAUCUACAAGAUUGGUACCAAUUAUAUUUUAGGGUCAUUAGUAGUAUUUUUCGCUACGUACUUUUCAAAGGAUCCCUGGGAAGGAGCCCAGACCGCGAUCCACGCAUCCGUUUGUGAGAAAGCUCGUAAAAUUAGUGGGGAAUAUUUCUUUAAUUGCAAAGUGACGAAGAAAACAAAAUUGCCGUGGUUUAAUGACAUUAAAGUAAACAAGGCCCUUUGGGAUAAUACUUUGGAAGCCAUAGAUCAGAAACUCCCAAUAAAUUGACGAUAAAGUAGUAAAUUUCUGCCGAUUGGUGACCAAAGUGUUGUUUUUAUUUGAAGAUGGGAUAAGAUGAGAUAUAAACAUAACUAUGUGGGAUUCAAAACCCAAAUAAAAAUAGUUAACAUUUGGAAUUUAAAUUCAUGACUUAAGAUAAUAUAAACUUACUUAGUCUCAAAAGUAGCACUGCGACUCUUUUAUCCAUACUUUCAAUAAACGAGUAAAUACCUACCUUCCCAAAAAAACAUUUAUUUGCUACAACAGGGUUUAAUAAACUACAGUAUAGAUGUUUAAUAUUGUGUUACAUCCUAUUUACCAAAUUUUAAUAUAUUUUGUAAUCUUUACCCUGAAUGUUAAUAAAAUAAACUAUUUAUUAAUUUAA